UUAACAAGGCUUCUCCUCCCCUGUAGGGUGGCUGUACCUUGAUGGGAGCGGAGCCGGGCUGCAAAGGGGAGGAAGUCUGCAGAUUACACACAUGAUGGACUGGAACGACUCACAUGCUCUGCUCUCCGGGGAGCAGCUCAUCUUUGCCAUCACCAUACCGCUGUCGACCUCCAUCAUCUUGGCCAACCUGGUCAUCAUCUUGGGCAUCGCCCGGAACCGCCAGCUCCACAACACAACCAACUACUUCUUCCUCAGCCUGUUAGUGGCAGAUCUGUGCACCGGCGUGGCGCUGCCUUUCAUCCCGUUAAUGGGCCUGAACCGGGCGUUGAGUUCCAGUUCCUGCCUGGUGGCUCACGUUUUCCCGAACUUCCUCUUCCUGGCGUUCCUUUUCAACCUGGUGAUGGUCCACUAUGAGCGCUACAUUUGCAUCGUCGACCCCCUGUGUUACAAGAACCUGUGGAUGCAUCGCAGCUUUCCUCUGGCGUUGCUCGUGGUUUGGGCUCCACCACUUCUGUACGCAUCCCUACCUGCUCUUGGUUGGAAUAACUGGACAGGGCCAGAUUGGAACGGAUGUUGUGCGAGUAGCCCGAACAUAACGCUUCUUCCAAACUGUUCGACUAACAAAACCAUGUGCUGCUCGUACAGGCGAGUGUUCCCCAACGCUUUCAUCUACUUGGAGGUGUACGGGCUCGUCUUACCUGCUAUUCUCACCAUCGCUGGCAUGGUCGGCCACGUUUUAUGGAUCACCCGAGGCCAGCUGAAAGACAUUUGUCGCCUUCACCGUUCAGUGGAAAGGGGAAGUCAGGCCUCGGAACGAGAGCAGAGGCUGAACAUGCGGUACACUCGCUGCCUGGUGGCGGUGUCGCUGACCUUUCUCGCAUGCUGGGUGCCCUACCUCAUUUACAUGCACGCCUGCAUAGCGUUCUUGAUCAGCGACACCAAGAGGAGCUCCACUACUCAAAUUGUGCUGUCAUGCACUGGCAUUGGAAGCAUGGCGGUGGUGCCGCUGGUGCUCGGCCUGGCUAACAGGCAGUAUACGGAACCGGCGUUCAAACUUCUCCAGAAACUCCGAGACAGGUGGAGGCGAAGGACGCGGGGAUCAGAGGAGGUGGCAGUCUGAGAACGACACUGACGAAAGUUUAUGAAGGUUAAUCUGGAAGAAAUUGCGCUGCUCAGUUUGAUGGCCACAGUGUGAGCAUCAAGGCCAUUGCAUUGAUGCUUUC
Messenger RNA from Etheostoma cragini (Arkansas darter), 1223 nucleotides. RefSeq names its product G protein-coupled bile acid receptor 1 (gene gpbar1). Gene Ontology annotation, molecular function: neurotransmitter receptor activity; G protein-coupled serotonin receptor activity. The coding region runs from base 92 to 1120 and encodes 342 amino acids. The record is from RefSeq and is a predicted model, not a curated record. Gene Ontology annotation, cellular component: membrane; dendrite. The transcript has a single exon. Gene Ontology annotation, biological process: chemical synaptic transmission; G protein-coupled receptor signaling pathway, coupled to cyclic nucleotide second messenger. NCBI's taxonomy places the organism in Eukaryota, Metazoa, Chordata, Actinopteri, Perciformes, Percidae.